AACAAAUUAAUAACAGUUAUUUUUUUUAAAUUGCAUUUUUGAUUGAUGCAAAGUUUUUUGAUUAUUUCACUCAACUUUUCGUAUUAAAUGAUGUAUGAAUCAUCGUAUCGACCAUUAUAGUUUCCCUUAUUGAAUUAAAAACUUAUUCAUUUAGUUCUUGUUUAGUUAAAUUUUUUAUUUCCACCGUCAGCAAUCACUUUUGUAAUAAUUUCGUUUUUAUUGAAAACAUUGUGAUAGAAACGAAUUUGAACAUGAAUCAUUCCCUUGGAGAUGUUUUGUCAAUAAUAUAUAAUGAGGGCCAAUGGAGAAUAAACAAAGUUUCGCCACUGUUUGAUUUGCAGUAUAAUGUUGUUAAAUUGAAACAAUAUGCAUCUAAAAUCCGUCAAAGCCUAGUGGCCUCUUUAGCAACAAAUGCUUCAAUUAAAUAUACAGUACAAUUUGAUGAGCAACCCUUUUUAAAGUAUUGUGAAGAAGAUCCCAGUGCUCUAGUAAUUACAGUAUCAUCUGCACAUGAAAAUAGUGCAACAAAUAAAGUAGCAUAUGUAGCAAUCCUGUUGUCAUGGGGUAUGAGUUUCACUCUCGAUUCAGCUACACAUUUACCUUAUUUAAUUGAGCGAGGCGAGCAGAAAGUGGGAAAUGCUGUGAAAUCUACCUUACAGACCAUUUUUGAUUGUAAUAUAAGUCAAUAUGUUAUCACACAGAACCAGCUAUUACAGUUCUGCUUCAAAUUCAUUGAUUGUGAUACAUCCCGCAGUUCAGAUAAUUUUACACUGGUCUACUACACACCACAAAUAGAUCAUAAAGAUCAGCUGAAUCUAACAUUUCAAAUAGGCGAUGUGCAUGUCAUUUGGAAUGGAGUGAAACACUAUAACAAGAACAGAUCAGAUUUAGUCAAUAUUGCAUAUCAAAUGUUGUAUAAUCAAAUAUUUCAUAUGGUGGACUUAGAUGUGAAGCUGCUUGAUCUUUGCAAAGUGAUAUUACCAAAGGCGGAAAUGCAAAAUAACGGCACUUUUAAAAUGAAGACUCCAGAGGCUGUUAACAUUAUGUUUGUUGUGUUGAAUGAAAUAACUUUUAAUACUGCCAAUGACACGAGUCAUAUGACAUAAAGUAAUUAAAAUAUUUAUUUCUAGACUUUUGCAUUGUGUGGUUUAUGGUUUAUCUAAGAUGAGAAUGAACGUGAUCAUUUAGGUAAACUAUGAUAAUUUACCUGGGUUGUCUCGCCGUUUCAGUCAGGUUACAUUGAUCGUCAUCACAAGUAGAAGGAUGUACAGUUGCCAUGCCUCGGCUUCGGAAACAGAACUAUUUAGAAGUGGUUUAUCAUAGUUUACUUAAAUAAUCGCGUUUCUUUCCGUCUCUUAUAAAUUAUAAGAUUGUUUGAAAGGUACUCAAGGUUAUGGAAAAGCAUAUUCCUUUUUUAGAUGCACCUGCAAUGCCUUUGAUGUUGUGGGUGAUCAUGGGCGGCUCUAGUCACUUACUAUCAGAUGAGCCGCAUGCUCGUUUGCUCCGUGUUGUUAAAAAAAUAAGGUUGACACACAGGAUGUAAGAGACACCCUCUAGAUAACUGGUAAAUAAAUCUAUUUAUAGAGACGUUAUCGCUACUGCUUGCAUGAGAUACGAGACCGCAACGUCCAUUUUGUUUUUCUCAAGCAUACAUUAAUGGAAAUAUUUCUACCUAUAAAUAGAGAUCGUACAUUUAUCACUUGUCUAAGGGGGCAGUAUAGGUCAUUAUUAUAAUGUUAUAUUUUUUUAAGACAAAUAUAGGGUAUAAUAAAUAAAAAGUAAUUUUCACGAA
Messenger RNA from Galleria mellonella (greater wax moth), 1792 nucleotides. RefSeq lists its product as uncharacterized. The coding region runs from base 252 to 1106 and encodes 284 amino acids. NCBI's taxonomy places the organism in Eukaryota, Metazoa, Arthropoda, Insecta, Lepidoptera, Pyralidae. The transcript has 5 exons. The record is from RefSeq and is a predicted model, not a curated record.